Messenger RNA from Symbiodinium pilosum, 1140 nucleotides. NCBI's taxonomy places the organism in Eukaryota, Dinophyceae, Suessiales, Symbiodiniaceae. The record is from the annotation of a GenBank genome assembly.
GUUGAACUUACGAAGGAGGGUCCAAAUGGGAUGCAGGAACAAAAGUUCAACGUGCUCACAGCUGUGGAUUAUGCGUCGGAUUUUGCCCAGCAGAUUCUCACACCUGCCGGCCCAUGUAGCGUCAGCAAGGCUUUUCAUGACAUGUGGUGCCGUCCUUAUGGACCUCCUAAGGUGGUGUAUGUGGAUCCAGAUCAGCGUUGGAUGUCUGGGGAUUUUCAGAAGUACCUCCGUCAAAAUUCCAUCACCUUGUUGGACAGUGCAUCCGAGUCCCACUGGCAGCUGGGCAGGGUUGAGAUUGCUCAGAAGAUUUUGCGACGCAUGGCCCAGCGCAGAGAGCCCCCUGUCCCUGGCAGUUUGGCCGAUGUCACCGAACAGAACAAUGAUGAAGUGGCAUUCCGCCAUCUUGCGCGUGAAUAUUGCUCGGGCCAGAUUUCUCCCCGGGGCCAGCCAUCUGUCCGUCACCGAGAGGGCGACGUAGAUGAAUCUCCAUCACCUAAGAACAGGCGUGUAGCCGUAGAAGAUGAUGGGAUGGCUGGAUACUCCCCUUCCAUUGCACCUGAUGAGCCUGCUGGCUCAGCUGAACCGGUUCCCCUCGCCCCACUAAGUGAAGGGCCAAGCAACAGCCCUGGCGACUCUCAUGGCCCUGAAGUAGACAUGCCACCCUCAGAAGAUGCCAUGUGUUGUGAGAUCUCCCUUGAUGUUUUCUUGUCAGAUAUCCGGGAUGAUGCAUCCUUGUGGCAGGUCCUUGAAGAGUGUGCCAUGGUGACACCGAAACCGGGUCAGAAACGCAGAGUCGAAGUUGUUUUUCCAAAGCUUGGCACGGAUGACCAACAGCGUUUCCGCCAGGCCAUGUGCAAGGAAUGGCAAAGUUGGCUGGAGAACAAGGAGAGCAAACAUGUGAUCUUGAGCAUUUGCGCUAGCAAGGGAUGGGUGAUCUGGGGAGCCGACAUCAAGACGGCAUUCCUAUCAGGUGAUGCUUCCAACCGCGACCUUUUCUUUAAGCCGCCAAAAGAGGUUCAGGAGAUCAUGGGCCUUGAGCCCGAUGAUGUUCUCCGGCUCGAGAAGGCAGCGUACGGCUUGGCCGAAGCGCCCCGAGCAUGGUUUCUGCGGCUUCCCGAGAGCUUGCAGCAGUUGGGCUGA